AUGGCUAGUUGUGGAAUUGCAAAAUGGCUUCUUCUGUUGAGCACAACCGAAAUCGUGAGUCCAUUCAAAAGUGGUGUCUCGUCAGGAUCUGUUGGAGGGACGUAUAAAUUCGCUCAGAAGUUGUAUGGACAGGGAAACGUCUUUCCAGCACUAAAAACAUUCGAAGCAGCUUUUCGAAAUCAUUUGUAUCGCGAAGACGUCGAACUCACUUGCCAGCUGAAAUGCAUAAAGAAGGAGAAUGAUUUUGAAGAAGAUAGAGAAGAGAUAGAAGCGAGGGCUUUUGAGUCUCUCUUCACGAAAACCCUUUGCCUGGAAAACUGCUUCAAAGAAAACAAUGCUUCGGAAAUGAACAGAGCAAGCGGAAAUAGUAAAACUGAACUCGACAAUCGCUUUGUUUAUCAUUAUCUUCAUUUUCUGUACAAUGAGAUUGGCGAAGGAAAAGAAGCGAUGAACCUGGUCUGGACGUAUUUGCAAAAGUUUCCGAAAAACAAAGACAUGCUGAGUAAUUACUUCCUGUACCUCGAGCUCUACCCCGAACUCAGUCGCGCCAAAGCCACUUUUCUCGACUACGACGAAGGAACUCUCGACAAGACCGUCAAGAAAAUCGUCAAGCUCUAUAAUGACCAAGACUACGCUUCCUUGCCACCACUCAUUGACGCCGCCAUCAUUGAGUACUUCCAGCUUCAAAAGACUUGCAAGCUCCGAUGCUUCCUAACACCAGAAAAAUCCGAUCACAACUUUGGCCAGUCAACUUUCAUUUCCCUUCUCGAGCAAGAAAUAUAUAAUUUGGAUUGUAAACGAAGCUGCUUGAAAAUAAAGUCACCAUAUGGGAUAUUUUCCGACUUUCUUGUUAAAUUUUUCGUACAGAAUAAAAACCAGACAACGUUCGAUCCGUUGAUUCCAAUCGAGACCUUUCUUCACUACCUUCAUUUUUCUUAUUUCCAGAGCGGUAAUCAUACGGCGGCGGCGGAAAUCGCAGCCACCCGCCUUCUCUUACCUCUUGACACCUUCCACGAAGGAGGAGAGAGCCGAGAAGAUAUCAACAACGACCUGCAAGCCUUUCAAAUACUAAACCCAGAUAAAAUGCCUGACAUUCGAAUAGUGCCACUGGGAGCCGGACAAGAUGUCGGCCGAAGCUGUAUUUUAGUUUCGAUCGGCAGUAAGAAUGUCAUGUUCGACUGUGGCAUGCACAUGGGGUAUCACGAUGCGAGACGCUUUCCAGACUUUAACUAUAUCACCGGUGGCGACCAGACAACUUUAACGCCGCAUAUCGACGCUGUAAUUAUUUCCCACUUCCACUUGGACCACUGCGGUGCGCUUCCUUACAUGUCCGAACAAGUCGGCUACGACGGCCCAAUUUAUAUGACCAUGCCGACGAAAGUGAUCUGCCCGAUCCUUCUGGAAGACUUUCGCAAAGUCGUAACCAAACGCAGCGCAAGUGAAGAGACAAACUUCUUUACUUCCGAAAUGAUCAAAAACUGCAUGCGUAAGGUGGAAGUCUGCGGUCUCCACCAGGUCAUUAAAGUCGACGACGAGUUGUCUAUAAAAGCCUAUUACGCCGGCCACGUCCUUGGCGCGGCAAUGUUCAAAGUAACCGUCGGUGAUGAGUCUGUCCUUUACACAGGCGACUUCAACAUGACCCCUGAUCGUCACUUGGGCGCUGCCUGGGCGGAUCGCUGCAAACCAACCGUCCUUAUUUCCGAAUCUACUUAUGCUACGACGAUUCGAGACUCAAAACGAUCUCGGGAACGGGAUUUCUUGAAGAAAAUUCACCGAACGGUCGAGAACGGUGGCAAAGUGCUGAUUCCCGUUUUUGCUCUUGGCCGCGCGCAGGAGUUAUGCAUCCUUCUUGAGCAGUAUUGGGAUCGAAUGAAGCUCAAUGUGCCGAUUUAUUUCACCGCUGGUCUUGCGGAAAAGGCGACCAAUUACUACAAGCUUUUCGUCAACUGGACGAAUGAGAAAAUUAAAAGCUCCUUUGUUGAGCGAAAUUUAUUCGACUUCAAAUACAUCAAAGCCUUCCAAAAAGAGGUGCACUUGAAUCAAUCCGGCCCGUGUGUUUGCUUUGCGACGCCUGGAAUGCUGCACGCCGGCAUGAGCCUGGAAAUCUUUCAAGCUUGGUGCUCCGAUGAAAAGAACUGCAUCAUCAUGCCCGGCUUCUGCGUGGCGGGCACGGUCGGCCAUCGGCUCUUACACGGCGAGCGUCAUUUCAAAUUCAACGGCGUCAGCGUUACUAGUCGCAUUAAAGUCGAGUACAUGUCUUUUUCCGCCCAUGCAGAUGCAAAGGGCAUUAUGCAGUUGAUAAAAAUGGUCGAGCCUAAAAAUGUAAUGUUCGUUCAUGGCGAAGCGGCCAAGAUGGAGUUCCUCGCCAAAAAAGUGCAGAAGGACAUGAAUCUCCCUUGCUACACUCCGGCAAAUGGCGAGACUGUCAACAUCUCCUGCCCGCCUCAAAUCCGAUUGAAAAUAGAGGCUGAUUUGGCGAGGAAGAUUAUGAAGCGCUCUUUGAAUCGCGCUGCUUUCCACGCCGCCUUGGUCAAUGAUGGGAAAAAUAUGGAGCUGCUCCAUCCAGACGUGGCGAUGAAAAAACUGAAAAUCCAACAGCAUCACUUUCAGUUGAACAGUAACGUCGACUUGCCAACCGGGGAGUCUUCUGCAGAGCAAAUUAUUGUUUCCUUGAGGCUUUUAAUCAAGACCUAUCUGCCACCGAUGUUAGAAAAGUGGGUUCAAAUCGGAAAUCUUAUUCACACGAUCGAACUCGCCUCGCCUGACAUGUCUCAAACAAUCUCCAUCACCGCAGAAGUCCGAACUAGCUACGGAUACGUUGAAGUCCAGCGACACAGGAGUCUCAAAGUCACGUGGCCCCUCUCCGUCGACGACGAAAUCGGAAUCCUGCUCUCUCGGCUGUCGAAAGAAUUCGCUCUCGUUGUUCCGAGAUGA
Oikopleura dioica is the source of this 2934-nucleotide messenger RNA. Lineage: Eukaryota; Metazoa; Chordata; Appendicularia; Copelata; Oikopleuridae. The record is from the annotation of a GenBank genome assembly.